This is a messenger RNA of Caenorhabditis sp. 36 PRJEB53466, 2251 nucleotides long. The record is from the annotation of a GenBank genome assembly. Lineage: Eukaryota; Metazoa; Nematoda; Chromadorea; Rhabditida; Rhabditidae.
AUGUCGGACGUUCGCGUCAAAUUCAACCUGGCCAACGAAGCCGAUGGCCUCGAGGAGGACGUAAGAAUAUCAUCUUGUUCAUAGAGAAACGUAUAAUUUGUUCUUAGAUCUUCUACCCUCCAGCUCCUCUUCUCGCUGGUGCCCACGUGUCCGGACUCCAAUCAUACCACGACCUCUACCGCAGCUCGAUUGGAAACUCCGACGAGUUCUGGCGCACUGUCGCUUCGGAACUGUAUUUUGAGCAAGGAACCUCGAAAGGACUCGAAUGGAACUUCGACUCGAAGGCCGGAAAUGUGUACUGCAAGUUUAUGGACGGCGCCAAAACGAACAUCUCCUACAACUGCCUGGAACGGAACAUCAAAAGAGGACUCGGAGACAAGAUCGCCUACAUCUUCGAAGGAAAUGAGCCUACUGACACCUCCACUAUGACCUACAAGGAACUCCACGCACAAGUCGUCCGAUUCUCAGCCGUCCUCCGAUCCCACGGAGUCAAAAGAGGAGACGUCGUCGCCCUCUACCUCCCGAUGAUCCCUGAACUGGCCGUUGCAAUGCUCGCCUGCGCCCGGAUCGGAGCUAUGCACUCCGUGGUCUUUGCUGGCUUCUCCGCAGAAUCCCUUGCCGCCCGUGUCGUCGACGCCCGUUGCCGAGUGCUAGUCACUGCCGACGGUGUCUUCCGCGGAGCUAAGCCAAUUGGCCUCAAAUCGAUUGCCGACGCGGCCGUCGCUCUCGCUUCCCAAGAAGACGUCAAAGUGGAAGCCGUGAUUAUGGUGGAGCACUUGAAAAGAGUGACUAAACCGGAAGGAGUCGAGCUUCCCAAGGUGAUCAUUAUCUCGUCAGUCCAAAUCAAAGAAAAAAUUUCGCUUUCAGGCCGAUUACACUCAAAUCACAGUUGUUUACGAUACGGAGAUGCAGAAGUGCGAGAGCGUCGAAUCUGCCGUCGAAUGGAUGGACGCCGAGUCGCCGCUUUUCCUUCUCUAUACCUCGUGAGUAUCGGAAAGCGUGGGAAGAAAAAAAGGCGUUAGAAUAUUCAACACGAUUCUUUUCAGCGGCUCAACGGGCAAACCGAAGGGAAUUCAGCACACGACGGCCGGAUACAUGACAUAUGCGUACGCGACAACGAGAUACACAUUCGAUGCUCAGGAAGAUGACGUUUACUGGUGCACUGCUGACUGCGGAUGGAUCACCGGACACUCAUACCUUCUCUACGGACCACUUAUGAACGGACUCAAAGGAAUCUGGUACGAGGGAGUGCCGACCUACCCAACGCCCACGCGUAUGUGGGAUGUGACCGAUAAGUACGGAGUCACGAAGUUGUACACUUCCCCAACUGCCGCCCGUGCUCUGAUGGCUCUUGGGGACAAGUGGCUUGAGAGGUAACCAACUAUCAAACAAGGACUUCACUCAGAAAAUUAACAUUUUCAGCAGUUCUCGUGCGACGCUCAAAGUCAUCGGAACUGUCGGAGAACCGAUCAACCCUGCCGCGUGGAUGUGGCUGUACAAGAAGGUCGGACUCUCAAACGUCUCCAUCGUCGACACCUACUGGCAGACGGAAACCGGAGGACACAUGAUCACUUGCCUUCCGGGAGCCACUCCAAUGAAGCCGGGAGCUGCUGCGAUGCCGUUCUUCGGAGCCUCGCCCGUGCUGUUGGACGCCGAAGGACGCGUCAUCGAAGGACCGGGAGAGGGAUCUUUGUGCUUCGACCGUGCCUGGCCGGGAAUGAUGCGUGGUAUUUACGGAGAUGAGCAACGCUUCGUGAAGACGUACUUUGCCCCGUUCAACGGAUACUACUUCACCGGAGACGGAGCCCGCCGAGACGAAGACGGUUAUCUGUGGAUCACCGGACGAGUCGACGAUCUCAUGAAUGUCAGUGGACAUCUUCUUUCGACUGCUGAGAUAGAGUCUGCUCUCGUGGCCCACGAGAAGGUUGCCGAAGCGGCAGUGGUUGCGGCCCCGCACGACAUCAAGGGUUCGUUCCCGUACGCCUUCGUCACCCUGAAUGUCGGCGAGAAGAUCAACGAUAAACUUGUGGCCGAACUGAAGAAGAUGGUCCGCGAAAAGAUCGGAGCUCUGGCCGUGCCGGACGUUAUUCAGGAGGCUCCUGGACUUCCAAAGACUCGCUCUGGAAAAGUCACUCGUCGUAUUCUGCGCAAGAUUGCCGAAGGAUCGGAAAGCGGAAUCGGAGACACGACCACUUUGGUUGACGAAUCCGUCAUCAAACAACUCAUCUCGGGACGUUCUGCGAGAGCCUAA